Molecule: messenger RNA, 2886 nt
Organism: Phalaenopsis equestris
Lineage: Eukaryota; Viridiplantae; Streptophyta; Magnoliopsida; Asparagales; Orchidaceae
Product: testis-expressed protein 2-like
Exons: 8
Coding region: 358-2727 (789 amino acids)
Cellular component (GO): endoplasmic reticulum
Molecular function (GO): lipid binding
Source: RefSeq, a predicted model, not a curated record
CGCCUUCACCUUUUCUUUCUUGCCAUUCAAGAUCUUCCCUUCUUAUUCUACCAUCAGAAAAAAUGAAGCAUAAACUGUAGCCUUCCCUGUGGCCUGUGCCCCUUCCGUUCGCCGUCUGUGCUGCAUUGACGGCUACACAACAGGAGACGGAUUCUAAGUUCUGCGGUUACCAUUUCCUCGAAGCAACCCGCCGGCUGAGAAGUUACACAAACGGAGCAGGUGGGGAAGUCGAAUCGCUUCGGAACUAUGUUGUUCUCCUCCUCCCUCUCUGUUCUUCGAAGAUAAACCGAAUCAAUCGCGUGGCUUGGAUUCCUCGCUCGUUUGAUUCCGCAAUCACUGCGCUGAACGAUCUCGGCGAUGGCGUACUUCGCCCUCGUUCUGGGUUUCCUUCUCGGAUCCUUGCUUGUUUUGGCUGCAGAGGGUUUGGCGUUGUACAUAGCCAUCGUUCGGCUACGCCGGAAGACGAUAGGGGCGCCUGAGCCGCAGCGGGAACCCGUUGAACUCGACUCCGAGCAAUGGGUCGCCUCUGCGCGUAAUAAGCAGGGAAUAGUUUGGUUUUUGGAGCCAGAAGAUGUUCCAAAGGUUUGUUUAAAUGAAACUCAAAUUGGUGGACCUAAGGAGCUGAAAGGGAAGAAAGGUACUGUGCAGGUUCAACCUAUAAAGAAGCAUGCUAGAAUCAAAGACCACUUGUUAAUCUUAUCUGAUCCAGAUGGUUCUCAAGCUACUACCAUUAAGCUUUUUGAUUGUACAAUAUUAGCUGUAUCAUCCUCAAAUCUAUCUUCCAAAAAGUGGGCCAAAAGGUACCCCAUUAGGCUGGAAAGCAAUACUUCAGCAAUCUAUGAUGGAAGCAAAACAAUUUACUUGUAUUUUGAUACUUCUUGGGAGAAAGAAUCUUGGUGCAAAGCUCUUCGUCUUGCCUCCUCACGUGAUAAAAAAUUGAUAAAUUGGUACACCCAAAUAAGCAAGGAAUUCAACCACUAUCUGGCAUUAUUUAGUGCUGAAUUCCCUUCAUUUCUAAAACCUUCUACAUUGCAUGGAGAAAUUGUAGAGAAAACUAUCAGGGUUGAAGGGCCAUCAUCUUAUUCGAAGGUUCGUUUUUUACUUAAAAAGCUAACUAAGAAAACGUCUAAGAGUGGUGUUGAAAGUAGAUCUAGCCCUGUUUUAUCGUCAACACGUGAUGCCAAGAAGUCCACUGAGAAGUUAGUCACACUGAACGAUGUGACAUCAGCUGAAGGAUCUAUGAAAAGCUCUUUAGAAGACAAAUAUUCUAGCAGUUCCUUUCAAGAUCUUGUGCAAAUAGGAAAUAAGGGUCCCAUCACGUCUGAUACAGUUUUUGAUGAUAAGCUUUUUGGCGAUGAUGGCACUUUGUGUUGGAAUUUGCUAUUGUCACGACUGUUUUUUGAUGUAAAAGGAAGUGCUGAAAUCAACAGUUUGGUGAAGUCUCGCAUCCAGAAAACAUUGUCUAAUAUGCGAACUCCUAGCUACAUUGGUGGAAUUACAUGUGCAAGCCUAGAUCUUGGAAAUCUUCCACCUUAUAUUCAUAAAAUUAGGGUUCUUCCCAUGGAUUUGACAGAGGUUUGGGCGGUGGAGUUUGACAUUGAAUAUUUGGGUGGUUUACUCUUGGACAUUGAAACAAGAAUUGAAGUUUGUGCACCAGAGCUGCAGGAAGAGUUCAUCAAUGCUAGCUCCGAAACAAAUUAUAACGAAGAGACAUCCAGUCUUCUUGAGGGAAUUGAAUACUACAGCCAUCAAUUAAAUCCUUCUACCUCCUUAGAAGAUCAGUUAGAUGAAAGAGAUGAAAGGGUUGAAGCAGAUUACUUGAAGCAAUCAAAGAUCUCAACUCCUGCUGCAGUUAGCAAAUCAAAGUGGAAAACUAUUCUACAUUCUAUUGCCGAACAAGUUUCACAGGUGCCCCUUUCCUUGUCCAUAAAAAUUGCAUCUCUCCGAGGAUCGCUGCGCUUUCACAUAAGACCUCCACCUUCUGAUCGGUUAUGGUUUGGAUUCACAUCCAUGCCUGAUAUAGAUUGGCAAUUGGAAUCUUCCGUUGGAGACAGAAAAAUUACAAGCACUCGCAUCGCUUUGCUCAUGGGGAAUCGAUUUAAGGCUGCAGUUCGUGACAAUCUGGUCCUCCCAAAUUGCGAAAGCAUCUGCAUUCCAUGGAUGUUGGCAGAAAAGGAUGACUGGCUUCCUCAAAACGCUGCUCCGCUCAUCCGAAUCAGCCAGGAAGCCAUGAAUACGAGCAAGCCGGGUCUCGAUGUAGCCGCCGGCCCUGCCGGAGAUCUAAAAACAAAGCCUACCACCGAUUCUCCCAGUGGACCUAAACCUGAUGAUAAAACUGAAAAAGUAAAGGAUGUAGUUUAUGUAUCGAAAUCACCCAUCGAUCAUGUCCCGAAGUCUUUUUCGUCCCAAACUGAAAACGGUGCAUCGAGAUCAGUUUCGUCGAGUGGUACCCCUUAUGGCGAUGCACGGUCGGACGCUGGCACGAGCACGGAAUUGUCGGUGCCGUUAUUGCAAACCUAUGGAACAUUAGAUAGUAGCAACCACAGCAGGGGAGAUUCAUCAUCAGCCUUUUCUGAAGAGGAUGCUAAGCCCAAACGGGUGGGCCGGCGAGCGAGAAUGAUGGAUCUAGGAAAGAAAAUGGGAGAGAAGCUCGAAGAAAAGAGACGAAAUAUCGAGGAAAAGAGUAGACAUAUUGUCGAAAAAAUGCGGGAAAAUUCAAAGUCCUGAAAAUUAUGUAUAUUUUCUAUUUGCUAGGUGAGGCAAUUGUUUGCCACUGUCCGUAGAGACUGUGUAAGUAUGAACUGAUAGGAUAUAUUUCAUAACAUUGAUUAUUAUAUCAUAGCUUAUUCUUGUAGAUGAUAGUGAUGAUGAGAUUUGUGCAAGUUG